Messenger RNA from Dentiscutata erythropus, 2109 nucleotides. NCBI's taxonomy places the organism in Eukaryota, Fungi, Glomeromycota, Glomeromycetes, Diversisporales, Gigasporaceae. The record is from the annotation of a GenBank genome assembly.
AUGGCGAGCACUUUAAACGAGUUAUUCGAAAAGAUUAUUAAUAAAGGAAGCCAAAAUAUAGACAUACUUGAUUACAAUUUAUUUGGCAGUUUUCAAAAAAUUAGUAAUAGUCCAUUUGGGACUGUACGCUCCGCAAAAUGGAAAAAUUCGAUUAUUGUUCUUAAAAGUUUAAACAUUGAAACUGAUGAAAUUAUUAAUAAUGGAAGUAUAGUGGAAAUCACCAAAAUUAUUAACAAUAUAACUAAUCCCAAUGAUAUUACCGAUAAAACUAUUAACAAUGAAGCUAAAAAUCAAAAAAUAAUUAGAGCAUUCAUUAAUGAGCUUCAGAAUCUUGUUGAUAUUGGCAAAUAUAAACAUCCUAACAUCGUCCAAUUCUAUGGGAUUACAAAAGAUCUUCGACUUUCUUUAACUGAUGAUAAAAAUUUUUCUCAUAAAAAUUGGAUUGAAAGUAAAAUCAAUGAAGGGAUGAUUACCGAAUAUAAAUUUGAUAAAUUCAUUGAAUUUAAAUUAAUUGGCAAUGGAAAUUUUAGCAUAGUUUAUAAAGCAAUGUUAAAAAAUACGAAUAAUACGAAUAAUAUGUAUGCGUUAAAAAUAAUUCAUAAAAAUGAACAUACAGACAAAGAAGUUGUGAAUGAAAUAAAGCAUAUAAUUACUGUGGGAUUUCAUGAGAACAUUAUUAAGUUUUAUGGUGUUUCUAAAUAUAAGGAUCAAAUGGAUCCAAAUGUUGUUAAAAGUCACCCAAAUAAUGUACUUGUUCAUCAACAAUCUUUAAAAUUGGCUGAUUUUGGAUUAUCUAAACGAAUUGCUGAAUUCUCGCAAUCUAGAACUACGAGUGAAAUUUUCGGUGUUAUACCAUAUAUUGAUCCUCAAUGUUUUUUAGUAAAAAAUAGUCAAAAUGGAGAAUACAAAAGAUAUAAAAAAAAUAAGAAAUCGGAUAUUUAUAGCGUAGGAGUUAUAUUAUGGGAAAUAUCAAGUGAAAAAAUUCCUUUCAAGAAUGAUACAGACACAGCUACCCUCCCAUUUAGGAUAAGAAACGGACUAAGAGAGGAUCCAAUUCCUAAUACACAUCAUAAAUAUGUUACUAUUUACAAGAGGUGUUGGCGGGGAAUGCAAGAUUUUCGACCAUCUAUCCAAGAAGUAGCGAUGGAAUUAAAAGACAUUAUCGUUCAAGAUAAUGAUGUUCAAGACAAUAAUAUUCAAGACGAUGCAGGUUUUAAUGUCUCUGAUAUUGAUAGUAUUACAAAGUACCUUGAUGCAGUUUUUAAAAUUCAGGAUACAACUGACAAUCCAGGCGAACAAGAAACUCAAGAAACUCAAAUAAUAAUUCAAGUAACUCAAGAAACUCAAAUAACUAAUGCCCCGGAAGAUGACAUGACUCUUUUUGUUAAUAAAUUAUAUUCGACUUUUAGCAAACAAUUUAACGAAGGUAGAUCUGUAAGUGAUAUACUUAUCAAUUUCAUAUCUAACGAAGGUGAAGGUAAAACCAACAUGGAGGUUUUUUAUUGGUUAUCAAUUCAUGACGAUAAUCCAAAGUAUAUUUGUCUACUUGGAUUAUUUUAUAGUUGGGAAAUUGGUACCAAAAAUGAAAACGUUGAUGUAUUUAAUCUAUUUCUUAAGGCAGCAAAUUUAAACGAUGUUAUUGCUCAAUAUUUUGUUGGACGAUGUUAUGAAACUGGUUGGAACAUUAAAAAAAAUAUGAAGCAUGCGAUUGAAUGGUAUACCAAGGCGAGUAAAGCUGGAUGUGCAAUCGCGGAAUGUAUGCUUGGUGAAUAUUGUUAUAAACUUAAUAAAUAUGAACAAGCAUUUAAUUUGCUUAAAAGUGCGGCUGAUAAAGGAAAUGCACUAGCAAUGAAUACAUUAGGAAUAUGUUACCAAAAAGGUUACGGAACGAAAGUUAAUAGUAUAGAAGGGUUUAAAUCAUUUGAAAAAGCGGCCGAAAUGGGUCUAACUGCUUCACAGUAUGAACUUGGUGAUUGUUACGAGUACGGUAAUGGGACAAAAAUAGAUUUAAAGAAGUCAUUAUAUUGGUAUCAAAAGGCUUUAGAAAAAAAUCCUAACUACUGGAGUCAUGUAAGGCGUGUCGAAAAUAGAAUUAAACAAUUAAAAUAA